GCGGUGGCGGCGCGGGGCCGGGGCGGCGGAGGAAGAGGAGAAGAAGAAGAUGGCGGCGGUGCGGGCGGUUCGCGGGCUGGUGAACGGCGCCGGGCCCGGCGGGCCGCGGGAGCAGGUGGCGGCCAUCACCCGCGACUACGUCUCCCAGCCGCGCCUCACUUAUAAAACUGUAUCGGGUGUGAAUGGUCCCCUGGUUAUCUUGGAUCAAGUUAAGUUUCCUAGGUAUGCAGAGAUUGUCCACUUGACUCUUCCCGAUGGCACAAGAAGAAGUGGGCAGGUUCUGGAAGUCAGUGGCUCCAAAGCUGUGGUUCAGGUAUUUGAAGGAACUUCAGGUAUUGAUGCUAAGAAAACGUCUUGUGAAUUUACUGGGGAUAUUCUUCGAACCCCUGUCUCUGAGGAUAUGCUUGGCAGAGUAUUUAAUGGAUCAGGAAAACCUAUAGACAGAGGCCCCAUUGUUUUGGCUGAAGACUUCCUUGACAUAAUGGGUCAGCCAAUCAAUCCCCAGUGUCGUAUCUAUCCAGAAGAAAUGAUUCAGACUGGCAUUUCUGCUAUAGAUGGUAUGAACAGUAUUGCCAGGGGGCAGAAAAUCCCCAUAUUCUCAGCUGCUGGCUUGCCCCACAAUGAGAUUGCAGCUCAGAUAUGUCGCCAGGCUGGCUUGGUGAAGAAAUCCAAAGAUGUGAUGGACUACAGUGAAGAAAACUUUGCCAUUGUGUUUGCUGCUAUGGGUGUGAACAUGGAAACUGCUCGGUUCUUCAAAUCGGACUUUGAGGAGAAUGGGUCCAUGGACAAUGUGUGUCUGUUCCUGAAUUUGGCCAAUGAUCCAACCAUUGAACGCAUUAUCACACCUCGUCUAGCUCUAACAACGGCAGAGUUCUUGGCAUAUCAGUGUGAGAAGCAUGUGUUGGUCAUUCUGACAGAUAUGAGCUCCUAUGCUGAAGCUCUGCGAGAGGUUUCAGCAGCUAGAGAGGAAGUGCCUGGCCGUCGUGGUUUCCCAGGCUACAUGUACACUGACUUGGCUACUAUAUAUGAGCGUGCUGGGCGUGUGGAAGGCAGAAAUGGUUCCAUUACUCAGAUUCCUAUUCUUACCAUGCCCAAUGAUGAUAUUACUCAUCCUAUCCCUGACUUGACUGGGUACAUCACUGAGGGACAAAUCUAUGUGGAUAGGCAGCUGCAUAACAGACAGAUUUACCCGCCUAUUAAUGUCUUGCCCUCCUUGUCUCGACUGAUGAAGUCAGCUAUUGGAGAGGGUAUGACCAGGAAGGAUCAUGCAGAUGUGUCCAACCAACUGUAUGCCUGCUAUGCUAUUGGAAAGGAUGUACAGGCUAUGAAGGCUGUAGUUGGUGAGGAAGCUCUUACCUCAGAUGAUCUUCUUUACCUGGAGUUUCUGCAGAAGUUUGAGAAGAACUUCAUUGCUCAGGGUCCUUAUGAAAAUCGCACUGUUUAUGAGACCUUGGACAUUGGAUGGCAGCUUUUGCGAAUCUUCCCCAAGGAGAUGUUGAAGAGAAUUCCUCACACAACACUGGCUGAAUUCUACCCUCGAGAUUCAACUGCAAAACACUAGCCACAGCUUCAUCUCUAACUCCUUGCUCUGUGAAAUGCUGUUUGUUUUCUUUUUUCAUGUGUUGGUGUUUACUUGUCACCCUUAAAAUUAAAACCGAGAAUAGGUGACAUUUGUGCCAGUGUUUCAAUGUACACUGAUACCAGUUUUUAAAAUAUCCCUUCUUCCAAAGCCUGGAUCUUCAGGAAAAUAUUUAGGCCAGCUCUUAAAAAUGUGCAAUAGCUAUCACAAAGCUUGUUUUUUGAACUGGACCUGUUGUAGACAUUUCAAGGGAAUGUCUGAGCUUUACCAGAAAUUGCAGAUCUUUACUUUCAAACCAGGAGCACAUGGUUUAGAAAACAUGAAAGAGCAAAUGUGACUUCCUUUGUCCAAAGCAUCUGCUCAAUUUGAUCAUAUGCAGUUGCCAUGCUGCUGGUGGAACAGAUGGCACUCUGCUGUCCUGCUGUUGUGCCUGAAGACCAGGCUAAUAUGUAGAAAGUGUGGUGCAUGACAACAUACCUUUCUGAAAAAUGCAAGUCACUGAUUUUUAACUAUGGCUUAAGAUUCUUAAAGGUAUACAUGAACUGAAGACACUAGUAGGCAGGCUAGGUGCUUUUCUACUAGCAAAGAGUCUUUUCAGAGGUCACAGGCCAGUGAGUUGCUAUCUGAAGGUAGCAUGAUAAGGCUUAAUUACUGAAUUAAAGGUUUUAAAUUGAAGUUUGCUGAGUAAAUUUUCUACUUACCUGCCCCCCCCCCCUUUUUUUUUCUUUGAAUUCUGGAAAUGCCAGAGACACAAAACAGCAUCUAAAGCAUUCCGAGAUCUGUAGUGUCCCAGUGGGAAAAACUGUAGGUAAUUCAAGGCUUUGUGCUGCUACUGAAGGGGAUUAUGAGAUGUGAAAAAAAAAAACCUCUUAUACCUGACACAGUUGUACUGGUGGGAGGUCAGCUUUUAAAGUAUGUCUUGUACUAAAUGCAAUAGGAGAAAGCAACUUAUUGUGUGAAUGGAUAUUUUGAAUUCUGUUAUAAAGCAUGCUCUAGGUGGCACUGGGUCCAGAGUUGUGUUUGAAACUGUUGUGGUUUGCACUCCAGGCACAGAUUUGGCUAGCCAGGAGAGCUCAGCAUUCCCAAACACUGCAAACUUGGCUAGUCAAUUCAGUGGUGGUGGGUUUUGUUUUUUUUUUUUUUUUAAAUUGGUUCAGAUGAGGCUCCAAGCCCAGUGCUGGCAGGCUUUCUUGCUUUUUUUCCAGGCUUAAUGUAGUCUAAGCUCUGGUCUAGCUAACCAAAGCAUGUUGCACCUCUCUAAACGCCUUCAGUGCUUGUCUAGGAAGGUGCUAACAUGACUUGAAUGAUGGUGUACUAAUUCAGCUUUCCCUGACGUCUCCUAUGUGCAGUUCUUUCUAUAGUUUGUUCAGUGUUCUUUGUAACUUGGACGCAAUAGCAACUUUAUUCCACUGCAUUCCACCCUAAAGCUGUGUCAAAUCUAUUUUUCUUGAGGUGGGGAUGGGAGGUUGGAAGUGUUGGCAUGAGAAUACUUUAAUGUAGAGAAUAUCUAAAUAAAUUAAAUAUGGAAGGUGUUGAACAAA
Messenger RNA from Aquila chrysaetos chrysaetos, 3120 nucleotides. RefSeq names its product ATPase H+ transporting V1 subunit B2 (gene ATP6V1B2). Gene Ontology annotation, molecular function: ATP binding; proton-transporting ATPase activity, rotational mechanism. Gene Ontology annotation, cellular component: proton-transporting V-type ATPase, V1 domain. The coding region runs from base 50 to 1561 and encodes 503 amino acids. Gene Ontology annotation, biological process: ATP metabolic process; proton transmembrane transport. The transcript has 14 exons. The record is from RefSeq and is a predicted model, not a curated record. Lineage: Eukaryota; Metazoa; Chordata; Aves; Accipitriformes; Accipitridae.